AUGAAGAGAGACGAUUCUGAUAAACUGAACUGUGUUCUGGACUAUCACCGUUACCUUGAAGACCAGGAGACGUUGGCAGGUUGGGUUGAAGCGAAAGAUGCUGCAGUAUUGGCUUUGCUAGAUGAUAGUCCAUCCGAGGUCGAUGAAAGUCUUUUGUCUGUUGAUAUUUGGGAGCAAGAAGUUGUCGCGAGGAAAGAUAAAUUCGAUCAAACUGCAGAAGAAAUUUCAGUGUACCUUGAUGCUUCAAAACUGCCCAUUAUAAGUAAACUUGAAAACGUGGUGUCAGAUAUAGACAAUCUUAAUGUACCCUCAGAAAUGGAAGAAGAGUUCACCAACUUGCUGUCAAAAUACGUCCAACUGGAAAGAAAACAUAAAGCAAAAAGUGACAGUAUAUCAUCGUGGGAAAAUGCCUUGACGGUCAAGAAAAAGUUAGAAGGAGUGGAAGAUUGGAUGAAGGACCAUGAGCAUAGCAUGCUUUGUGGCUAUGUGGGGUCAGACUCCAACGAAGCUGAACGGCUCUUGAAUAGACACAACACUUUGGAGGAAGAUCUUGAAGUUCAAAAAGAAGAUAUUGCGAAGUCCAUGCAAAUAUUUGAAGGAAUUCCUGAUAAGAUGAAAGUAAAAGCUCUCCCGAAUUUUCAGGAGUUUCAAAGCAGAUGGAAAGACUUUCUAGAUUUAAUGGCCUCAAGGAAAGAUGACAUCAAUGACAGUGUAACUGUUCAUGGACUUAUUACCGAAGGGAGAGAGUUGAAAAGGACUGGAAUUGAAAAACUUCAAUUCUUGCUGUCUGUCGGAAAGGAGCAAACCCUGGAUGCUGUCCAAAAGACAAAAAAGAAAAUCGACGUGAUUAAUGAUUUUAACAAGAACCUUCACGAAUUUCUAGGGACAGCAGAUCAGCAGAUCAAGGAUAUCAACGGUCAAAUUAUAAUUUGUGACCAAGACAUGGCUUUACAAUUCGUUCUCACGUUACCAUACAAAACUCAAAAAUUAGGGCAACAAACUAUCGAAAUUCCUCGAGGAACAAAGUUAGUCCUCCUUAAUGCGAGUCUGGACCCAAGAUGGUUAUUAAAUUACACUCAACCUGGUUAUGAUGAAGCUGAAGAGUUCUCUCCUGACAACAUAGUAAGAACCGCUGAGGUGGAGGAGUACAGAGCCAAAUUCAUAUUAGAAAGAAUGUUGACUGAAUUGGGAGACCUUUACGUGAAAUUGAAGGAGAUCUUAAGGAAGACAGAAGAUCUUCUCGGAAAACUUUAUAAUAGUUUGCUUCUGGGAAAGAGCACUGAGGAUGAGUUGGAAUGGAUUUGUAACGUUGAGAAGUGGGUUAAAAGUGAACGCCCAGUGUUGCAAACAAAGUCAGACUUUGAUUUGAAGGUGGUCAUUGGACUUUGUGAUGAUUUUAUCACCGACGGAGAAAAACGUGAGAGUCUUCUUGGGAAUAUCGAAAAUGAGAUCAUAACUUCCCAAUCAAAUCCUAGGCAUGAUCCAGAGUUUAAAAAGGUAAAGAAUAUUCUAGACCACCUUCGCGGCAGGUACCACCACUUGGCUACCCUGUUGUACCAGCUCAAGAUGACAGCACAGGAUCUGCUUAAGUUCUUUGAUGUCGGUGAGAGGUUACAUGACAUCAGGAAAAGUAUCAGGGCUAUCAUAACGAUGAUAAGUCAAUUGAGGCUAUCUGCAAAGGGGAUUUCUCGAUAUAUUAUUGGUCUGUUGAACUGGAUUAACGGUGAACAUUCUGACCACCUCCGCUCCAUCUAUGAAAUCUACGCAAAUGAUAUACCUAAAGCAUUAAAUACUGAAAUUAACGACAGUAAAAAGGACUUGGACAAGCUAAACGAUGCCAUUGAUAACUUCAACGACAGAUGCGAUGGCCUCCAAACAGUAGAUGAAUACAUAAAACGAGCAAAUAAGCUAAACCAGAAAAUAGCUGAUCUGAAUGAGGACCUGAAUGGAAUUAUUGAACCUCUAAAACUCGAAGUUGAAGAUCUUCCCCCAGGUUGGGAUCCCGAGGAGGCAGAGCUCAUGAUUGAAGUGGCCGAAGAAGAAGUUGCAGAAGUUCGCAGCGAUAAACAAGCUCAUUUAGAUCCUCACAUGACGCAAUUUGUUUUCGAUGGUAUCGAUCUAAUCGGCAGUGACCAUCUGGAAAAAUCAAAAGUAAAAUGGGCCUGUGAAGAUGUCCAAGACAAUUUUGAAAACUUAGAGAAAAGGAUGAAAGGAAUUAAACUUUCCAUUGAUAGAUCAAAAGAAGGCACAUCCCGUGAGCCAGAUGAGGUGAAUGUGUAUGUGAAGUAUUUAUCAGACGUGCUCUACAACCCUCUUCUGCAACGGAAUGCAGAUCACACAGACGAGGAUCUAAAGAGAGGCAGCCUAAUCUUGGAGAAAGGGGAAUCUGCAAUUGAGAAGCUGCGGGAGGCUGCAAGGAGGGCUGACAACGAGGGGAAGCCCGUGGAUAUGUUCAGAGAUAGAAUAAAUCAGUUGAUUGAUGAUUAUGGGAGGGUGCAGGCAGAAAUGAAUAAAAAGUUACAAAACAAUGAGUUUAAGAUCGCUGCCAACAAUUUCAAGGAAUGGUGUGACCAGACGCAUAAAGAAAUCUCUGAUUCGGUCGACAAGAAGCACAUGGAAAGUCUUACCCAUUCCAAGAAAGUCGCUGAUCUGAACAUAGAAACGAGAAUGCCAGAAUACAAAGCGAUUUUGGCAACUGGGAAGUUCUUGUCCUUUAACUCAGACAGCGAAGACCCAGAAUUCAUUCAUAUAAUUGUUCGAUUACUGGAAGAGCUCAAGGAGGCGUGGGAACGACUGGAAGACCUAAGAGAUUUUCUGACGAACCUCUGGGAAGGUAAAAAGUUACACAGAUUUAUCAAAUCAGAGGUAUUUGAUAUUGAGCUGUGGAUAAAGCAAACAAAAGGUAGGAUUAACUCUGACAAAUGGGAGCUAGAUGUCAACCAGAUAAAAUCUAAUAAAAUGGAUCAAGCAGAUUUUCUGCUCCAGAUGGACGCAAAUGAUAAAAAGAUCGGUUACAUCCAGGAGGGUUUAGAAAAGUUGACUUUUUUAAACUUUGGGAUAACAGAAAAGUUCAAAGCUAGGUUGAACCAGCUGGGCACAAACCUUGCUGAACUGCAGGAGCUGCUAGAUGAUCGUCAGGACAUUCUUAAUACAUGGGGAGAGGUCAUUAAUCUCAUUCCAAUACUUGCAUAUGAGAAAUCAUGGAUUGAGGAACAGUUGAUUCGGAUGGAUAUAGACUGGUUACCAAAGUCAUACACAGACACUGCUUUCAAAGUUAAGAAGUUAGGGAAGCUUAAAAGUGAUCUUAAGAACAGGGGAAUGAACGGUGUUCCUAAGAACAUCCCUCUGACACUUGAAAAAAUUAAAUUAGAAAUUGAAGAAAUUGAGGAUUUGUGGGGGGAGCUUAUGGAGAAAAUCAACAAAGCAAACAUACUGGUCACGAAAUAUGCAGAGUUCUUCAAGUGGAAGACUUCUUGUGUAGUUUUUGUAGAUCAGGUCAGCCAGCUUUUGUCGGAAGUGGAUCCAAACAUUGAAGAAAACUCUGUUCCUUCUCUAACCUCAAAACAAAAGCAGAUGAACUUAUUAGUGGUAGCAGCAAAAGAGUUUGGAGCUCAAUAUGAUAAGAUAAUGGAAGAUAAAGAAAAACUCACUGAAAAUGAAGAAUCAGUCGAGGAGGAAAUCCAGUCCAACUCUGUCAAGGUCACGGACGUCUACGAAACUUUAAGGUCGGAAAUCGGAGAAAACAAGGGUCUUGUUGACAGUUUACUAGAACGAGCAAGAGUAGUUAGGCGGAUCGAAGAAAAUAUCUUGUAUGAUUCCACAAUCCUGAAGAAAAUUCUAGUCAUUGAUCGGUGCCGUGAUUUGAGUAUGGCUUCACUAAGACUCAAACAAAUACGCCCUCUCGACGAAAAGAUAAAAGCCUCUUCUGUAACCAUAAAUAAGUUAUUUCAUGAUGUAGAAGCAAUCCAGGCCAGAGACCCGGCAGUUCUUGAAGAAGUCAUCCCACUGAGCCAUUCCCUCCAGAGAGCCUUGGACUACCACAACCAGCUACGGAACCAAGGACAGCUGACCCUUAACCAGAUAAACACGAAUAUGGACGUCUAUGAGAACCAGUUGGAUGUAAUGUUCUUGCAGUACAGUAAUCUAGCUGGUCAGCUGACCAGAUGGAUUGAGGAUGUGGAAGAGUACUGCACUGACGGAGUCUUUUCCAACAGUCUGAAGGAGGCGAAGGAGUUGAAAACUCCUUUGAAGGACAUACAUGAGGAGUUGAGUGACAAAAGCGGAGUCUACAAGGAACUGAGGGAGAUGGACAAAAACAUUAGGUGUCACGGACUGUACCAAAACCCUUACACCUGGAUUACCUUCCCUGAGAUCGACAUGCUGUGGAAAAACAUUCAAAACCGGAUCCGGGAACACGGAUACGCACUCUCGAACGACCUCCACCGACAAGAAACACUUGACAGAAACGAAAGAACCUACGCUGAUUACACAAACCAAAUCCACGAUCAAAUAUCUCACCUCCGAGACGACUGCAUGAACCUUAUUGAGGGGUACCCCGAAGAGAAGCUAGGGUUCCUGAAGAAAAGGCAAACAGAACUGAGAAAACAAGAGGUUCUAGAGGGUCUAGAGGGUCUAGAGGGUCUAGAGGGUCUAGAGGGUCUAGAGGGUCUAGAGGGUCUAGAGGGUCUAGAGGGUCUAGAGGGUCUAGAGGGUCUAGAGGGUCUAGAGGGUCUAGAGGGUCUAGAGGGUCUAGAGGGUCUAGAGGGUCUAGAGGGUCUAGAGGGUCUAGAGUGUUUUAUGUUAUCACUCAGACAGAGCCUAUUCCAACCAAGGUUCAGAUUUGGACGCGAUGCAGAAGAACAACUACACAGAACACAGUAUUCACAGCCUGGAACAGGAUCUGAUGUCUGUGGAACAUUUGGUCAGAACACUGAAACAGCGGGUCCAGCAGGAGCUAGACCUCAUGGAUACUGCAGCUUUUUAAAACUUUUAAUAUCACUGUCUGCAGAUAUCACGCAAGAGGAAAUGCAGGAGAUUCGUUCAUCUUUCUUCAAGUUUGACGAGGAUAAGUCUCAGCGACUUGAAUACACGGAGUUCAAACGGUGCCUCAGAAUAUUAGGAUUCGACGUGGGACCUGAGGAGGGAGUGAAUGAUGUAAAGUUCCAAUCUAUCCUCGACAUUAUAGACCUUGACAGGUCAGGAUUCAUUUCGAUAGACGAGUAUGUUCAGUUCAUGGUGAUGUCAGCCAGAAAGAGUACAAUCGCUUCAAAAUCUGAACUAAUUAACUCGUUCAAGUUGAUGACGACGACAGGGGGCAGAGAUUACAUUCUCCCGAGAGAGCUCAGAGACCACCUUUCAGCUCAGGACGCCCAGUUCUGUAUAAAAAAGAUUCCACGUUACAGUGGUAAUAAAGCCCCAUAUGAAGCUCUUGAUUAUUUAGCUUUCUGUAGUGCUUUAUUUGAUAAAGGAGCAAUAUUUGAGGGUUAA
Molecule: messenger RNA, 5487 nt
Organism: Bolinopsis microptera
Lineage: Eukaryota; Metazoa; Ctenophora; Tentaculata; Lobata; Bolinopsidae
Product: spectrin alpha chain, non-erythrocytic 1-like
Exons: 10
Coding region: 1-5487 (1828 amino acids)
Biological process (GO): actin cytoskeleton organization; actin filament bundle assembly
Cellular component (GO): actin filament bundle; cell projection; cortical actin cytoskeleton
Molecular function (GO): actin lateral binding; calcium ion binding
Source: RefSeq, a predicted model, not a curated record